UCCGCGGGCAGUCGUCGCGACGCUUUCGUCAGUGCGGUGCCGUCCACGUCCAGUUCGUCGUUUUCCCAAGUGAGGUGUCGCGUCCUCCGCGCCACGAUCCCGUUGACCCCGCCGGUCACGACACCGGCCGCGCGUCCUUCAAUUACCCCAGUCGAAACCGUGAGUUAUCGCCGAUUCUCCCCCAAGUGACUUAGUGAUGAACUCCAAGGUGGUGCCCGUUUACAGCAAGUAGCCGACGAACCCGAACCCGAGGACCACGAGGAUACCCCAAGAAAAGUGGCGCCCUAAAAUUCUACCUCGUUGCCAGAAUCGUGUCACUUUAAGAUUCGCGAAGUGAUGGCGGGUGUACCCAGCAACAUCCAAGUCGUAAGUAGCGCUUCGGAGAGUGAAUACGAGAGUGUGGACUUUAACGCUUGCCACAAGAGUAACUCGGCCAGCCUCCUCGACCUCGUCGACUCGGAGCUGGCCCGCCGCUUCUCCGCCGCCGCCGCCGACUCGGAAAACCCCUACGAGACCCUCAACAACAAACCCGCCAGCCGGAAAACCUCCGAGUCCCUCAGCCGCAAGUCCUCCGAGUCCCUCAGCCGCAAAUCCUCCGAGUCCCUCAACAACAAGCCCGCGAUCCUCGACGACUGCUCGCUCAUCAAGAAACCGGUCGACACCAACGCCAACGAGGACUUCCUCAACGGCGAGCGCUACAGCAACGGCCUCUCGCAGAAGAGCAUCGACACCGAGCAGAACGAGAUCAACAAGUUGCGCUCCGCCUCGCUAGAUGGCGUUUACGACACCAUCCGCGUCGAGAACUCGCACCCGAACGGUCACGAUGACCACGAGCGCGAUUCCCACUCCGAGGAUGAAUCCUCCCAUAUUUAUGAGAACGUCACGUUCAGCGAUAGGCCCGAGGACGAACAAACCGAGUCAUUAGGGGAACCCGUCGUGGAACCCAUCGUGGAACCCAUCGCGGAACCCGUCUUGGAACCCGUUGUGGAACCCGUCCCGCAGUUCCCCGGACUCCCGUCGACCGUCAGCGAGUUGACGUUCGAGACGUGGACGACGGUUGACGACUGCGCCAAAGAGGCGGAGGCUGCUGAGGCGGACGAGGCUGACGAGGGUGUGGGUGACGUCAUCGAUGACGCAAUAGAUGACGUGAUCGAUGCCCCCGUGUCGGACGCGGAUACGGCCCCCGAGGCGGACUCCGAGUUCGCCGGCACCGACGUCACGGACAGGACCAGCGUUUUGCAUGACGAUGUUUUUGUUGAUGAUUCGGCGUCGCAAACUACUAACGAGAACGAUGUGGAGCAGACAGAGGAAACCUCAGAGACAAUGUCUGAAAAGAAAGGAAAGAAGAAGAAAAAUAGUCUGACAGAAUCAACUUGCACGACGAAAACCAAGAAGACGAAGAAAACUAAAAAAUCCGAAGAGAAAGAAAAUAUAUCUGUGAUGACCAAUGGGCAUGGUUUUGAUGAGAAUGAGUACUUUAAUCGUGUGAAUAGCAGUAACUCCAUACCCUCCUCCGUACCUGUUGACGAUGAUCUAGCCAAUAUCUGUGUCCGAAAUUUAAAACAAGCGUACUGCAGCGAAGCCAACAAGAGUUCGACGAUAAAGCACGAAGAGCCGGUGCCCCCCUCGAUACCCAUCAAAGAACUGCGCCGUAGCUUUGGGGAUUUGCGGAAAGCUUUCGAUGUUAAGGAAACCAAUAAUAAUACACAUAACUUCAAUGACAAUAGUUCCUCCUCGAUAAAAAUGAGAGCUCGCUCUCUUGGUGAUUUAAGACGAAUAGUUGACUCAAACAAACGACCAACCAUACACACUGGAAUUUCAGUCAAAGAACUGGUGGCAACUUAUUGGAGUUCGGUAAAUAGUUCUGAAUCUAAACCUGUCGAAAUCAAAAAACCAUCAAAACUUUCACCUUACAAAUCAUCGAACCGAUUCAUUUGUGAAAUUUAUCUCCCAAGAUCUAACACUGUCUCACCUAAUAUCUCUCCCCAGACCUCUGUCAUUCCCAAGCAUUCUCUCACAUCAGCGAAAUCAAGUUUCAGUAAAUUCGAUCAGCUGACGAAAAAAACUGUUCUCCACGUUCGCUCCUCGGAUGCUGCUGAAGCUCAAAAUUUGGUUCAGGCUCGUCAAAAUGGAGAGGACUCAAGCAAAGAAUGCAAACAGUGCGGCAAGGCCGUGUUUGUCAUGGAACAGAUAAAAGCUGAGGGACACGUUUGGCAUAAAAACUGUUUCCGAUGCAAGACUUGUAAUAAGCAAUUAACAGUGGAUACUUACAGCAGUCACGAAGGAGAACUCUUUUGCAAGCCCCAUUUCCGUGAAUUGUUCAAACCGAAAGCUGUGGUAGAUGAUGAAGAACCAGUGAGGCGUAGAAAACCUGAAUUAAUUAUUCGAGAAAAUCAGCCAAUUGAACUUCCGCCUGAUGUGGUUCGAGCAAGUGAUAAACCAGAUCUUGGUCUAGAAGAAUUAAGCAGUUUAGACGUCAAAUCUCGUUUCCAAGUUUUUGAAAAGUCAACGUCAGAAUCAAAUGACAUUGAAAAAUCGCCCAGCACAAUCAGUGUGAAGCGAUCUCCCAGUAUUCUUAGUAAAUUAGCGAAAUUCCAAGCUAAAGGAAUGGAUGUCGGUGUGCCAGAUGAAUCUCUUAACGGCGUUCAUUAUGAUGAGUCAGAAUCAUCCAGUGACGAAAACGAUGAUGAAUCUGGCACUGUGCGUAGUUCUGUGACCUCAGAGCGACCAAUGAAGUUCAGUGCCAUGGGUGAUGUGAAGAAAACUUGGGAAGAUGCUGGUAGAGCUCAGUUGAUGGAAGAAAGAAGAGAAGAACGUAAACAAGAAAGAUCACAUCUACGUUCUCACUUACUCAUGGGUAAACAAGGAAAAAUGAAGGAACUGUAUGAGCAAGCUGUGGCAGAGAGCGAGCAAAACGCCAAAACUGGAAGGCGGGAUAGCGAUCUUGAGAUUCUGAAAAGCGAAAAGGCACGCGCGAUGAGAGAAAGAUUCGAGCGUGGGGAAGUGAACCAUGAUGAUGAAGAAGGAGAAGAAGAUGAUGACUCUAAAGCCAAACUCAAAGAGGAUGACUUGAGCGUCUUUGAGGCCGGCAUCUGUAAAAAGUCACGUAGUUUAUUCUUGGAAAUGGACGCUAAUGUUGCCAAAACUCAGUCGAGUCAACCAUUGUCUCCUAUCUCACCUAUUCACCAGGAAUCCAAGAAAGUAGUCAAACCUAUGAAUGUUAAUCGCCAAGUUUCGGAUGAUAUCGUAAAAUCUAGUGAUAAGGUUGAGGAUGUAGUAGUGGAAACGUCAGACAUUUCAUCGAAAUUCAAAUUUUUUGAGACGUACAAAGCACCUGAAGUUAAACGCAGAACAUUUAGAAUAACUCCUCCCCGGGAAAACGGACCCAAGUCUGAAUCACCUGAUAGAGAAAUCGUUCGUGAUCCUAAUGUUGUUCGUGCCGAUGACCCAGUCAGUAAUGAGGCAGACAAUGCAUUGAUGAAAAGUCAAACAACCUCAAAAAUGCUGUCCAUCUUCAGACAAAUGGAGGAAGCUAAAGACACUGUACCUGAUGGACCGAAACCAUUGAAAAGGUUCACCCCCCCUCCGGACUACAAAGAGAAGGACUCAGAAAGCGAGGAGGAAGAAAGUGAGGAAGAAGAAGAAGAGGAGGAAAGUGAGGAAGAGCUGGUCAAUGGAAAUAUCAUCCGCGCUUCAGACCAAAUUGAAGACGAGUUCUUGCAGCAGUCUCGAAAAGCUGCUGUACGAGCUCGAGCGUUGAAGGAAAAAUUCGAGCAUUGGGAACCAGAAAAACAGUCAGUCAACAAUGCCAUCAACUUGUUGGACUCAGACCAGGCUAGCAUCGAGCCAACCAAAAAUCUACGAGCAAGGUUCGAGAGCAUGAAAGCCGAACAGCCCUCUGAAAAACCUCGCCCCCGAGUGAACAGAUUCAUCCCUGAAGCUCCACCCACUCUCUGUAACCUCUGUGAGAAAAAAGUCUACCAACUAGAGAAAAUCGAAACAGACGGAAAGAUCUUUCACAAGUACUGUUUCCGAUGUACGCAGUGCCAUUGCGUUUUAAGAAUCGAAUCUUACACGUUCAAUAAUGGCUACCUGUACUGUUUGCCUCACUUCAAGCAGUUAUUCAUCUCCAAGGGCAACUACGAUGAAGGUUUUGGCGCAGACCCGCUUCAGAAGAAAUGGGCUCAUAACCAUAAUCUAUCAAAUAACAACUCACCCCCUAUCCCAGUUGUAAAUGGCUCGCACUAAUUUUAAGUUUGUUAAUAAUGUCUGCUCAAGAUUCGACCACUACGCCGAUAAGAAAUAAAAAGUAAAUAAAAAAUUACACGGAUAAAAACCUUCAAUAAAUGAAAAAUGCCAUAUCUUUGUUUAAAAUUUUUAUUUUGUGACUGUACUUGUUAGUAGGCUUUUUUUUACUGUCAACAAACAUGACCCUGAAAGGGAUUUGGUUUAUUUAUUGUUGACUGCUGAAGCUGAUUUUUCAAGUUAAAGCAGAAGAAAAUCUUUGAUGGUAUUUUUUAUCUAGUUUUAUUUUUCUCUUUAGUAAGUAAGUGAUAUUACUGUACAUGUGUUAAUAAUGAUUUUCUUUUUUUUAUUAGUUUUGUUGAGCUGUCAAAAAUCAAAUUCCUAUCUCGCCUCAUAUUUUUGGCCGAGGUGGCUGAGAUCAUCUAUUCAAAAAUAGAUUUUAUCAAGGAUUCAGGAAUCUAGUCCGCCUUUUGUAUUGUUAAGUUGAUAAGUUACUGAAACUGUGCCUCAAUAUGCUAAAAUGAUCGAACACUAUGGAUUCAGUGAACUCUGAAGAGUCCUUUUCAGCCAAAAUUUUGUAUUUUUAUCGAACAGAGGUGAACCGAUAUCUCAAAAUAAAGAAUUCGGCCGAAUACAAUUAAAUCAAAUUCAUCCAUGUACGUUUUGAGCCCCGUCACUUUUGAAUGUGAUGUGAGCAAUCUCUUUUUCUUGCUGUUUUCUCUUUGAGCAAAGUAGGAAUAACAAACGAUUGCAUCAACCUCCUUGUUUAUUUAAGCUGCAAAAUUACCCGAAGAAUCAUUGUUUCAUACAGAGGAGUGUCUCCCUGUAUAUUUUACUAUUUGACAAACACUAGUUAGAUCUCUAACUUAUUUUUUUUCUUUAUAAAUUUUUAAUCUUAACUUUUAAAUUUUAAUGACUUUCCACCUUACUUUUUCCCGCGAAACUUUUCCAUUCAUUCUUCAAUAGAAACUUAAUUAAUCAUUCCUUUUAUAAAUUUAAGCAAUCACCGUUUCCAUUGAUCAAUCAAAUGAAUUUUUUCAGCUGACUUUAGUUUUAAGGACAGAACCUUUUUACCUCCUGAACUCUGAUGAAAUGUAAUGCUCUAAAUGUCAAGUACAAAAGUGCCUUCUGGAAAGAUUCAGAUGAAAUAAUAUUUUUGAUUAAACACGCUAAAUCAUCAGCAAAAUAGCAAGUCUACCAGCAGCCUGAUUUCAGAUAUUUUUUGUGUGUCAACCAGACAAGACAAGACGAAGGGAAAAUGAGGUUAUGUGAUUGGUUGGCUUUGUCAGUUGUUCUCUUUGUUGUGCUUAUGUCGGGUGGAAUCGACAAGAAGCUUAAGGCACCUCUCGAGUUGCCGUUCGUAUUUAUUAAAUUCCUUUGACACAAGAAUGAUAAAGGAAACAACUGACACAACUGACAAUCACAUCACUCCUAUCUUGUCCAAUCAAAAAACACAAUAUUUCAAUGAUCAGGCCACUGGCCUACUUUACAGUACCAUGGGUGACAGUACUCUUUUAAACAUGUGCGGUUCUCUGUAAUAUUAUACUAUCUCAAACGCAAAA
Molecule: messenger RNA, 5807 nt
Organism: Bemisia tabaci
Lineage: Eukaryota; Metazoa; Arthropoda; Insecta; Hemiptera; Aleyrodidae
Source: RefSeq, a predicted model, not a curated record